AUGGCGUUUCCACUCUCUCAAACCCUCAGGCAAGUCCUCAUCUCCGGGGACCACCUCUUCCCGGCCACCCUUUCCCGAUCAAUCUCCACCACCGCCUCUGCCGCCAUGAGGUACCACAUCUUCAUGGCCGAUCGGAACGAUCCCAACGACAAAGGCCCCCUCCCCGCCGUCCAGAUCAAAGACUCCGACGACAGCUUCACCGUCACGAGAGCCUUUCCGGGAUUCGGGAAGGAAAUCGUCAAGGUCGCCGUGGACGUCGAGAAGAACACCGUCAGCAUCAAGCUCCGGGACUGCGACGGCUGCGAAACCCUGGUUCCCCUGCCGGAGGGUUGCAAGAGCGGCGAGGCUAGAUCGGAGGUUAAGCAUGGUAUGGUGACGGUGGUUGUGCCGAAGCGGAAGAAAGGAGAGGAGUAG
Molecule: messenger RNA, 414 nt
Organism: Rosa rugosa (rugosa rose)
Lineage: Eukaryota; Viridiplantae; Streptophyta; Magnoliopsida; Rosales; Rosaceae
Exons: 1
Coding region: 1-414 (137 amino acids)
Source: RefSeq, a predicted model, not a curated record